Eimeria tenella is the source of this 222-nucleotide messenger RNA. Its product is annotated as Ubiquitin-like protein 5, putative. Gene Ontology annotation, molecular function: protein tag activity; protein binding. The transcript is spliced from 2 exons. Gene Ontology annotation, cellular component: cytoplasm; nucleus. Gene Ontology annotation, biological process: mRNA splicing, via spliceosome; protein modification process. NCBI's taxonomy places the organism in Eukaryota, Apicomplexa, Conoidasida, Eucoccidiorida, Eimeriidae. The record is from RefSeq and is a predicted model, not a curated record. Bases 1 to 222 code for a protein of 73 amino acids.
AUGAUAGAAGUCAUCUUGAACGACCGCCUAGGCCGCAAAAUUCGCGUCAAGUGCAACCCCGAUGACACCGUAGGAGACCUCAAGAAACUUGUGGCUGCGCAGUGUGGGACGCGUCCAGACAAGAUUAGGAUUCAGAAGUGGUACACAGUUUACAAAGAUCACAUAACUUUGGAAGACUACGAAAUCCACGACGGCAUGGGACUUGAGUUGUACUACAACUAA